Messenger RNA from Lepisosteus oculatus (spotted gar), 1819 nucleotides. It is a transcript of the gene drg2, whose product is annotated as developmentally regulated GTP binding protein 2. Gene Ontology annotation, cellular component: cytoplasm. Lineage: Eukaryota; Metazoa; Chordata; Actinopteri; Semionotiformes; Lepisosteidae. Gene Ontology annotation, molecular function: GTP binding; GTPase activity. Gene Ontology annotation, biological process: cytoplasmic translation. The record is from RefSeq and is a predicted model, not a curated record.
UUUUACGGUGGCUCCCUUUUCCGGAGGGAGUAAUUGUCUUGUGCAUGCACUUUGUGUAGGGAAGUGUAGAAGUAAUAUUAUUGUCUCCUUAUUGACAGUCUUUCAUUUAUUUUCAAAAUAUAUAUUAAAAACCGUGUUUAAUUAUUCAGGCCGCUUUAUGGCUUGCAAAAUGUUGCAAAUGCUAAACGCUCUUUUGUGAAAUUCGAGCCUGGUUUUGCGGACAGGACACGUUGUGCGUGACAGAGCUACAUGUCUUUUUAAUUUCCAAGUAUUCUAUAAAAGGACACCUCGGAGUUAAAAAUGGGAAUCCUCGAGAAAAUAUCAGACAUCGAAAAAGAAAUUGCACGGACCCAGAAAAACAAAGCAACUGAGUACCAUCUGGGUUUGCUGAAGGCUAAAUUGGCAAAGUACAGAGCCCAGCUGUUAGAACCUUCCAAGUCAGCUGGCGCCAAAGGCGAAGGCUUCGAUGUGAUGAAAUCGGGCGAUGCCAGGGUGGCACUGAUUGGUUUCCCAUCCGUGGGUAAGUCCACCUUCCUCAGCCUUAUGACAUCAACAGCGAGUGAGGCCGCCUCCUAUGAGUUCACGACCUUGACCUGUAUCCCUGGAGUUAUUGAGUAUAAAGGUGCCAACAUCCAGCUGUUGGAUUUACCUGGGAUCAUUGAAGGGGCAGCACAAGGGAAGGGUAGAGGAAGACAAGUUAUUGCUGUUGCCCGAACUGCAGAUGUUGUCAUAAUGAUGCUGGAUGCCACAAAAGGGGAUGUUCAGAGGGGGCUUCUGGAAAAGGAGUUGGAAUCUGUUGGAAUUAGGCUCAACAUGUCGAAGCCUAAUAUAUAUUUCAAGCCCAAGAAGGGUGGAGGCAUCUCCUACAACUCCACAGUCCCCCUUACCCACUGCUCUGAAAAACUAGUGCAGCUUAUUCUUCAUGAAUACAAAAUCUUUAAUGCAGAGGUUUUGUUUAGAGAAGACUGUACUUCAGAUGAGUUCAUCGAUGUAAUUGUGGGAAACAGAGUAUAUAUGCCAUGCUUAUACGUGUACAAUAAAAUUGACCAAAUCUCGAUGGAAGAGGUAGACCGUUUGGCCAAACGACCCAAUAGCGUGGUCAUUAGCUGUGGGAUGAAGCUUAAUCUAGAUUACCUUCUUGAGACACUUUGGGAGUACCUGGCCCUCAUCUGCAUCUACACUAAGAAAAGAGGAGAGAGACCAGAUUUCUCAGAUGCAAUUAUCAUGAGGAGAGGAGCUAGUGUCGAACAUGUGUGCCAUCGGAUUCAUAGAACACUAGCUAGCCAGUUCAAGUACGCACUGGUGUGGGGAACAAGCACAAAGUACAGCCCUCAGAGAGUUGGGCUCACACAUGUCAUGGAACAUGAAGAUGUCAUCCAGAUUGUAAAGAAAUAAAAUAUAACAGCCUGUGUUUUGAGCAAUAACCAUGUGGCCAGAUGCAGCAUAAAGAAUCCUUGAAACAAUUAUCCUUGGGACACUUCAGUGUCAGGAAAUAAAGAUGUGCAUCUAUUUACAGCAUUUAUAGAAAACCUACCUAGCAGGUUCUUAUUUUGUGUAACAGUUAAAGAUCAUAUACAAUCAUGCUCUCCGCAGAACAGGUCCUCCUUAGAUCUUCAGUCAGGUGGUUCCAGUAAUGUUAUCUAUGCUUAUGCAUCAAAUGCAAAUAAAACUCAAAAAGAAUGUCACCAUGAAAAAUGUUCACAUCUUUUUAACUGCAGUUACUGAAUUUUGCAGCUGUUUUUACUGGAUGUAAUGUCUGAUAAUUUACCUGGCAAGACAUCUGGAACAUGGAAGAAUAAAAGAUCAAAUUUCUGCUUUG